This is a messenger RNA of Ciona intestinalis (vase tunicate), 2623 nucleotides long. Lineage: Eukaryota; Metazoa; Chordata; Ascidiacea; Phlebobranchia; Cionidae. The record is from RefSeq and is a predicted model, not a curated record.
AUAUAUAUACCUCAUUUACAGUGUUAAAAAUAAAAUGUAAACCAUGACAGAACAACAAAUAUUAGAUCAUGAUGGAUUUAACUCUUGGGAACUUUUGCCAGAAGAACUGUUGUUAAAAAUAUUUCAGUACGUAGACUGUAAACAUCUUUUAAGAUUAGGUCAAACUUGCCGUCGUUGGAAAUUGGUUGCUGAUCAGGAACUACUGUGGAAACGAAGGUUUGCAACCGAUUUUAAACUUCAUGGCCAUGUUAGUUUAAACUCAGGUGCGAUAUCUUGGAAGGAAGAAUAUGAAAGAUUGAUCGAUCGAGUUCCGAGUGCUGAGUUGGAAAAGAUUGAAGAACACACGGAUGAGGUUUUACAUGUGGCGUUCGCUAAUAAUGGGAUGAUGUUUUCUACAUGUUCAAAAGAUGCCUACAUCAAGGUUUACAAUGCUGAUUGGCCAUUUGAGACUGUGUUUAGUGAAUAUCUUGGUGUUAAAAAUUCACUGUUUCAAUGGAAAUAUACACAACUGUCCCAGUUCAGCCCUUGUGAUACACAACUGUUAGUGUCUGGUAGAUGUACAGGUUCUGAGCAAGGUGGAGAAAUAGUUGUUUACAACAUAUUUGCCGGCUCAUUCACCAUACAAUCUCGAGUUCGUAUUCUCCCCUAUGAUGUGAUGGGAACCUGGCUUAAUGAUUCUCAUAUACUUUCUGCCAGAGCCCAUGUUUUAUCUUACACAAGGCAAUGUUUAUGUGAAGUUGUACUUAACAAGUCAAGUCAGGAAGUUGAGAACUUGCAUAAGGCAACAAUGUCUAGAGCAUUCUUGUUUAAAUGCAAUAAUUGGGCAACUGUUAGUUAUAUUCGUGUGGCAGAUUUGACAUCAUGCAUACGAAAGAUUAUGAGGAGUGAACCUGAUGUAGAUUUAUCACAACAUCUACACGCCAUGCAUUUUCAACAUCUAAAAAAUAUCAACGAGAGGAAAAUAUACGGUCAGUGCGAUGGAUGUAAACAGACUUUGAAACGAUGCAUGACUAACGAAAAUGAACAAACUAAGUUGCCAAGAACGACAUGGAACAAGGAGCCCACUUGUUUUAGUUUCUGUUCAAAACCUGUUAAAUACGUUGACGGAGAAAUAGGAGUCGUUUUGAAGUCGUGCGGAAUUCAAUCAACAGAUACCGAAAGUUUGCCGGAGAGAAACAAUGAGAUUUAUCCGGAAAGUUCGGACACUUGCCACUUUCAAAAUCAAACUUUAUGUCCGGUAUGUGGACAGGAAAGAUCAUAUUUGUCUGGGACAGAAGAAAGUUCAGCGUCAACCACGAGUGCAGAGGAAGAUCAUGUGAGGAUAUUCCUUCCAAAAGUUUGUAAAGUCUUGAUAGGUUUCACAGGAGAUUAUGUGAGCAUACCACACCAAAUAGGAAUUAAAUAUUUGAAAGAAGAGGAAUGUGGCCAUGUUGAUGAGAGAGAUUUAAAGUCAUUGAUUGCAGCACAAGAAUAUAACAGGUCAGAUUUACAGACGGAUAAUUGGGAUCAUAUCAUUGAAGUAAAAGGACAGUGUGUUGGAAUGACGUUGUCUUCAUGUAAUCGAUAUUUGUAUGUUAACGUACGAGAAUGGUUAACGGAAGAUGAUAUCAGUUUAUUCAACCCACCGCCAAUUGCAAACGAUAUUAAGAUGUUUGUGUAUGAUCUCAUCACUAUGACGAAGAUCAGUGUCUUGAGCGGACACAAUGCCAAAAGUGACGUCUUCUUUCUUCAUCUCAGCAGUAAUGACCUUUAUGUUGCAAGUGGUUCUGAGGACAACUGUGGUUACAUAUGGGAUCGCCACUACGGUGUGUGCGUUAGCCGGUUAGUUCACGAUGAUGUUGUAAACUGUGUUGCUGUCAAUCCCUGUGAUCCAUCAAUGGCUGUGUCGGCAAGUGAUGACAAAACUAUAAAAAUAUGGAGAUCUAAAUCUUUCAGAAGACUGCUCAGCGGAGUACGUGCAAAAGCAAGAACAAAAGUAUGAGUGGUUUUAGCCUCAGCCACAUAUUGUACUUUACAAAAAUUAUAUAACUUUGUUUAUUAUACCCGAUAUGCUCCAGUUAGGGAGUGUAAAAUGUUGCACAGGUCAAUUGCAGGCUUUUGCAGCUAACAUAACAGAUAUUUCAUUCUUGUCUAACGACGAAACUAAUCAUGGCCUAAAUUUCGAUCUUGCUUUUUUAGUCGCCCAACUAAAAUUUUAGUUUGUAUAUUUUGACCACUAACUUCUGUACUAAGUAAUGCACAGAAAAUUAGUCGGUCGAUUCAACGUGAAAAAUCACAGACUAAAUUUUAGUCUGCGACUAAAAAAACAAUAGUUACGCAACCAACUAGUUUUUGGGUAACAGAGAGUACCAUCCCUGGUCUAAGUUUAAGAGAGAAAAUAUUUUCGAAUUUUGACAAAAAAAUUGCUGAUCUGCUGAUUUAGUAUCUAAACUCUGGAUAAAAAAUUUCGAAAUUUAAAAAGUUAACCAUAAUUGAGAAAUCGCAGUGCCAAGCAGUGUUUAUAUUCCCAUCAGUGCAUAAAGAUAAUGUGUUAUAUUGUGUUAUGUUUAUUAAGAUAUUAAGACAAUGUGUUAUAAAGUUCUGUGUAAGUGUUAUUGUUUUAAUAAAUUCUAUAUGGUCCGAA